Messenger RNA from Epinephelus lanceolatus (giant grouper), 2570 nucleotides. Its product is annotated as rho-related GTP-binding protein Rho6-like. The record is from RefSeq and is a predicted model, not a curated record. Gene Ontology annotation, biological process: small GTPase-mediated signal transduction. NCBI's taxonomy places the organism in Eukaryota, Metazoa, Chordata, Actinopteri, Perciformes, Serranidae. Gene Ontology annotation, molecular function: GTPase activity; GTP binding.
CUUCACUCACUCACUGACUGUCUGAGGAAGAGGAGCAGGGAGAACACAGCAACACAGUCACUGAGAGGAUUUACAAAACUUUAUCGUUAUUAUUCCCCCUCGUGUUUCUGUCUAACAGUCUGAUCCACCGUCACCAUGAAGGAAAGGAGACUCACACAGCCGUUUGUAGCGAGGUGUAAACUCGUGCUGGUCGGAGACGUCCAAUGCGGUAAAACUGCGAUGUUACAGGUCCUGGCCAAAGACUGCUACCCCGAGACUUAUGUCCCCACUGUGUUUGAGAACUACACGGCCUGUCUGGAGCUUGAAGACCAGCGUGUUGAGCUCAGCCUCUGGGACACAUCAGGUUCUCCGUACUACGACAACGUCAGACCCCUCUGCUACAGCGACUCAGAUGCAGUGCUCUUAUGCUUCGACAUCAGCCGACCAGACAUAGUAGACAGUGCACUGAAGAAGUGGAAAGCAGAGAUUCAGGACUUCUGUCCCAGCACACGGAUCCUACUAAUAGGUUGCAAGACAGACCUGCGCACAGACGUAUGCACGCGCAUGGAGCUGUCCAAUCAGAAACAGACUCCCAUCUCUUAUGAACAGGGUUCGUCCUUGGCCAAGCAGCUCGGAGCAGAGGCUUAUCUGGAGUGCUCAGCCUUCACAUCCGAGAAAAGCAUCCACAGUGUUUUCCGUACUGCGGCGCUGGCCUGCAUGAACAAACUCCAGGCUGCCAAUAAACCCAGCCCUGUCCGCCGCCUCUCCAAGAGACUCCUACACCUGCCCAGCAGGACAGAGCUCCUCUCCUCCACCUUUAGCAAGGACAAGUCCAAGAGCUGCUCCAUCAUGUGAAUACUGCUGAGCUCAUGCAAAGCAAGGACACGCAGGUGGUUCCAGCGAGGGGUUCGGGGUGUGCAAGGGAAAGAGAGCACUGAUCUCUACAAAGCGUCUUUCUCCUUUGCAGCAUCCUCCCCAAACUUCCUGUCAGCCACUUCAAAAAAAAUGUGCUCCACUCUCUAUAUUCAACUCUGACACUGAAGUUUUGAUCAUGACAUAUCACCAGCACACAGUGCAGAGACAGAGUGAAAUGUUUGAUGUUGAAAAUAUUUCUGAUGUAUUAAAUAUGUACAAAGAGAGAUUAUAACAGGCACUUUAAAACCUGUUAGAUUCAUCACAUAAAGGUUGCUGUCAGAGCUUAAAUAAGGUCAUACCUCCUCUUCUCCAAGUGGUUGUAAACGCUGCAUUUGACUGCAUUACCCUCAUUUGAAAUUCUGAUAGCGGUGCCCUUUCCCAUCCAUCUCUUUAUCUGAAUGUCUCUUUAAGGUCACGCUAUGGGCUGAGUGACGAGAUGAAAUGUAAAAUCUGACAGUGACAGGAAGUGGUACCUACAGAAAUGCGGCUUGGGGAAUUUAAAACAGCAGAAAUUACUCCCCCGUUGACCCCUCACGGUAUUUCGUUUAGAAAUUAAAGCUGACAGUGGAGGAAAAAAGGGGUAGAGAAGGGAGGGAUUUGGCAAAGCAGAGUGUUCAUUUGCAAAGACAGUCGAAGGACGAACCAAGAGCACAUCUGAAGGAACGCAGUGUGACUCAGCACUCACAUGAGCCACCAAACAGUCAAGGGGUGGACACACUGGGACAAAAACAAACACACAAUCCUGGGCCAUGUAAAGACCAGCUGAGCAUGUUUUUGUCAGAUCUCCUUUCAUCAACCAGUACCACAGCAGUCUUUAAUUUUUCAGUGUUAUUAAUCCUAAGGCUUGAUUUUAGUGAUGUUACAUUAAUGAUGCAUCAUCUCACUGUUCCCUGAUACUUUAAGAGCUGUUUAAUAGAUACCAGCGUUUCAUCCAGCAUUUUUUUCUUGGUCUUUAAAAGAUAAAAACAUAAAAGAUUUCUUUGCAAAACUGUUUUUAUACCAAAAUGAGUCAGAAGAAGUCUUUGUUUUUUUUAAUCCUCUGCCUCAUGGAUAUAUAAAAUAGUCCGCAGCUUUUAACUUUGUGGACUGCAAAUAUGGGCCUUUAAACAAGCUCCACGGUGCUUUGUUAGGCUGAUUAUUGUUAAAGGGAGAGUUCACUCCUCAAUCUAAAAUACAUUUUUUUCUCCUACAUGUAGUCCUAUUUAUCAGUCUUGAUUGUUUUGGUGUGAGUUGCUGAGUGUUGGAGAAAUCGGCUGUAGAGAUGUCUGCCUUCUCUUGAAUAUAUUGUGCUCAAAGUGGCAAAAAAUGCAUUUGAAAAAUUCAACAGCAAUGUCUCCUUCCAGAAUUCAUGACCCAGUUAAUCCAAAGACCUUAUUGUGACCAGUUUCAUGUAGGAACUAUUUUCUUUUUACCGAACUACACCCAACAACCGUAUCACUGCACAGAAGGAAGUGGGCAUCUACUCAUGAAUGAGAGGCUUGUAUUUGUGACAGCGCGAGAUGUAAACAUUAAUCAAACAUUAGCUAGCUCAGUAGUGCUAGGUGAGCUAGCCUUAACGGUUGAUUAUCAGCUAAUCUCCGGAAGCUAGCAAUGUCUGCUCAGUGAUACGGUUGGUAAGUGUAGUUUGGUAGAAAGAAAACUGCUCACAACAAGGUCAUGAUUUCUGGACAAAGACU